GUCGACUAGAGGCGGGCGACUAGCGGUCGGGUGUGUGCCAUGUCGGAACCUGUGAGGAAACGGGGUCGGAGGGCCCGAGGCGGCGGUGUCGGCCGAGGGGCUCGGGGGGCUCGGGGGGCCCGGGGCGGGCGAGGCCGGCGUCCUCGCGCCCAGCGGUCCCCAGCCCGGAGCUCCCUGGACUCGGUAAUUGUGGACUUGGUCAGCGACAAUGAUGAGGAUAUUCUGGAGGUCGCAACGGCGCGCGGCGCUGUGGACCCGGUAGAAGUCCCGCUCCCGGAGACCCCCGUGCCAGCCGCGCCCCAGGACGACAGCGACAGUGACAGCGAAGGGGAGGACGCGCGGCAGGCUGGAGCCGCUCCGGUCCUGGUCAGGCGGCGGCGGCGGCUGCUGCUGGAUCCGGGGGAGGCGCCGGUGGUUCCAGUGUACUCCGGGAAGGUGAAGAGCAGCCUCCACCUCAUCCCAGAUCACCUGCCCCUCCUGAAACUCUGUCCCCCAGGGGCUGAGGAAGAGGGGGAUGUGGCAGAUUCUAGCAGUCCCCACACUGAGGAAUCCCCAUGUCCAGAUUCUCCCUGGAAGAAAAAGCUGAGGAGUAAAGAUGAAGAAGAAGAAAAAGAAAAGCAGAUGUCUCUGGAUCUGGAUACCUCUCCUUUGCCCCCACCUCUGCCAAGGACAAAAAGCAGAAAACAUACUCGGGCACUCCAGAAGUUAAGGUGCCGAGGGGAGGUGAACAAGCGCCUCCAGGAUCUCCGUUCCUGCCUGAGUCCCAAGCAGCACCAGGGACAGGACCAUCUGAGCCAAGAUGAUGAGGUGGUCCUUGUGGAGGGGCCCAUUCUCCCAGAGAGCCCCCGACUCUUUCCGCUCAAAAUCCGGUGCCGUGCUGACCUGGUCAGAUUGCCCAUCAGAAUGUCGGAGCCCCUACAGAGUGUGGUGGACCACAUGGCUGCUCAUCUCGGGGUGUCCCCAAGCAGGAUCCUCUUGCUCUUUGGAGAGACAGAGCUGUCCCCUACCGCCACUCCCAGAACCUUAAAGCUUGGAGUGGCUGACAUCAUUGACUGUGUGGUGCUAGCAAGUUCUCCAGAGGCCACAGAGACAUCCCAUCUGCUCCAGCUGCGGGUACAGGGCAAGGAGAAACACCAGACGCUGGAAGUCUCACUGUCUCGAGAUUGUCCUCUCAAGACCCUCAUGUCCCGCUACGAGGAGGCCAUGGGACUCUCGGGCCACAAUCUCUCCUUCUUCUUUGAUGGGACAAAGCUAUCAGGCAAGGAGCUGCCUGCUGAUCUGGGCAUGGAAUCUGGGGACCUCAUUGAGGUCUGGGGUUGAAAACCCACUCCCUGUUUGGAGGCCCAGCCUGGACUUGGGGAGAAUGACUGCCCCCUUUUGGCCCCAUAAGGGCUAGCUGAAGCUGAGGUAGAACUUAUUUUUAAGCCGAAGCAAAAAUUAAGGUAUGAUAUUUGACCUCUUCUCCUGUUGACCCUGGUUUCAAAUCGUUAGUUACCUGGUUAGUUUUGUGGUCGCCACUGCUGCCCUAGGUAGACUGUGGCUCCAUUCAUAUGGUGUGCUGAGUUUUGCAAUCUCCUGGGAUACUUCUCACUCAUACCCUUUCACUUCCACCAUCACCCUUUUGUUCACCAAAAUGUCUAUUUUAUGACACUGCUUAUAUUUAAACAGGGAGUUGAAAUGAAUUAGGGUUGAGUAUGGGAUUCCAGGCCUGGGAUUUACUCCACAUCUAGGACCAGCAGUGACCUUCGUGUCAUUUGGGGAUAGGUGGUGUAGUUUGCUUGAGGCACAUACACAGGUGUGGUUCCUUGGCUUGCAGGAAAAUAAAUGAUCAAGCUCACACAUACAUGAACUUAAACACAGACAGUGGGUUACUUUUUUGAAAGAUACAGCGGGUUCUCAGCCUUGGAUGUCUAACUCACCCCAGGAUCCUUUAUAGCCCCCUUCCUGAUACAUACACAUUAUUUAAGGCAUAAUUGAAAACAUUGAGCCUUUUUGGAUCUAAGAUUUUAGUCAAUAAAAGACUUCUCUGGUUUUUAUAGCUUUCCCCCCUUUUUUCACACCAUCUUCUCCCAUAAGCAUUCAUUCUAGGGUGCUAAUUGCAUGUCUUUGACUAUGAAUGCAUCCUUGUAAAAUGCAGCAUUGUAUGUAUGAAUACCUUUUUUUAAAUAUGUGAUGUUAUGCUAUAGAUGUGCUGCUGCUUUUUUCACUCAAUAUGUGUUGCUUGUUUUAUAUCUGCUUUGUUGCUUUGAAUUGCUCUGGGAUGUCAGCUGCAUGUUACUUAUGCAUUUGCUAAGUGGUGGACCCCUAGGUGUUUCCAGCCCCUUGGCAUGUAGACAGGGCCACAGUGAACAUCCUGUUAUGUGUCCCCUUCCAUGAUCGUGUGUAAAGUUCUCUGGCAUAGGUGUCCAGGAUGAGAUUACAGGUUAGACUGUUUAAUUUCUCUAUGGUUCUACCAAAUUUUUCUUUAGAUGGUCACUGACCCUUUUACUGGAAGCUUCCCAUUGCUCUUAAUCCUCACCAUCAUUUUUAUUGCCCAAUUUCUAAUUUUUGCCAGUCUGAUAGGCAUAAAGUGUCACUGUGUUUUAAUGUACAUUCAUCCGAUCACUAGGAAUUUGGGGAAUUUCUUCACAUAUCUGUCAGCCUUUCUGGUUUUUCUUUUCUGCGAACCGCUAAUUUAUCUUUGCUCAAUUUCUUAUAGGGGCUUCCUGUCUCUAUUUAUUCUCCAGAGUUACUCACAUAUUCCUGGGCAGUUACAAAAAGCUCAGAAUGGCACUGGAGUUUGUUUAUCCAAGGGUGUCCUUUACUGAACAGAAUUUUUUUUUUUACAUGUUAAAAUUUUUAUUUUGCUCAUUUGGGGGAACUGGGCACACGUAAGUCAAACAGUACAAAUUUAUAUGGGUUAAAGGAAUGAACAGAAAAUUUUAAUUAUAAUGUAAGUGAAUUAACUAUUUUAUCAUAUCAUUUAUUCUUUUUUGAUUUCUUAUUUAAAAAUGUUUAAGAUAUUUUAUAUUUUCUUUUGUUAGCUAAUUUGCUUUUCCUUUCACAUUUAGGCCACUAAAUAGGGCUGAAGUCCAGCUAGUGCAUGCUGGUACCUGCAAUGGCUGGCAUCUGCUCUGGAUGGUCAGACAUUUGUUCUCACUGGCUGAUAAUAGGCUAUACUGGCUGCUAAAUAUUCACUACUACUUUCAAACUAUUUGAAAUUCACAUUCAUAUAUGAAAUCCAAGUUUUAUUUUCACCAUAUAAUGAGCUAGCACUGUCUACUAAUAGAGCCAUUAAUUUCCCACUAUAUGGGGUGUAAUUUUGGCAAAAGUGUAUCAUAAACACUUUUUUUGUUGGAAUGUGGCAUUCCUUUGAACUUACGAUGUGGGAAAAACAACAGAAAUAAACCUUUAUAACAUUUAAAUAAUA
This is a messenger RNA of Pteropus alecto (black flying fox), 3409 nucleotides long. It is a transcript of the gene NFATC2IP, whose product is annotated as nuclear factor of activated T cells 2 interacting protein. The coding region runs from base 40 to 1320 and encodes 426 amino acids. Gene Ontology annotation, molecular function: protein binding. Gene Ontology annotation, biological process: positive regulation of transcription by RNA polymerase II; cytokine production. The transcript is spliced from 8 exons. Lineage: Eukaryota; Metazoa; Chordata; Mammalia; Chiroptera; Pteropodidae. The record is from RefSeq and is a predicted model, not a curated record.